Molecule: messenger RNA, 1977 nt
Organism: Ascochyta rabiei
Lineage: Eukaryota; Fungi; Ascomycota; Dothideomycetes; Pleosporales; Didymellaceae
Product: Glycine--tRNA ligase
Exons: 5
Coding region: 1-1977 (658 amino acids)
Biological process (GO): mitochondrial glycyl-tRNA aminoacylation
Cellular component (GO): cytoplasm; mitochondrion
Molecular function (GO): glycine-tRNA ligase activity; ATP binding
Source: RefSeq, a predicted model, not a curated record
AUGCCGAGCGAUAUGACGACGUUCAAGGGCAAGCCCUUCGACCGGGCUUCGCUCGAGUCUGUCAUGAAGCGACGACUCUUCUACACACCCGCCUUCGACAUCUACGGCGGUGUCUCUGGUCUAUACGACUAUGGCCCGCCCGGCACCGCUCUCACCAACAACAUUGUCGACAUAUGGCGAAAGCACUUUGUGCUGAAGGAGAACAUGCUGGAGGUCGACACCACCAUGCUUACGCCCCACGAAGUCCUCAAGACGUCCGGCCACGUCGACAAGUUCGCCGACUGGAUGUGCAAAGACCCCAAGACCGGCGAGAUCUUCCGCGCAGACCACCUUGUCGAGGAGGUCUUGGAGGCCAGAUUGAAGGGUAACAAGGAGGCGCGUGGCGAAAAGGUCGAGGCAGAGGAGGAGGACCCCAAGAAGAAGAAGAAGAAGGUCAAGAACGUUGCUGUCGUCAAGAUGGACGACGCUCUUGUCACCGAGUACGAGGAGGUCUUGGCCAAGAUCGACAACUACAACGGCGAGGAGCUGGGUCUGCUCAUAAAGAAAUACGACAUCAAGAACCCCGCCACCAAUGGCGAGCUUCAGCCGCCCGUCGCCUUCAACCUCAUGUUCCAGACCUCCAUUGGUCCCUCCUCGAACAUGCCCGGUUACCUGCGCCCUGAGACCGCCCAGGGUCAGUUCCUGAACUUCGCAAAGCUCCUCGAGUUCAACCAGCAGCAAAUGCCCUUCGCUUCUGCCUCUAUUGGCAAGUCCUUCCGUAACGAGAUCUCCCCACGAGCUGGUCUGCUGCGCGUACGAGAAUUCCUCAUGGCCGAAAUCGAACACUUCGUCGACCCAGAGGGUGGCAAGAAGCACCCUCGAUUUGAGGAGGUCGCUGAUGUUGAGCUCGAGCUCCUCGACCGCGAGGUCCAGCUUUCCGGCAAGACCAACGUCAAGACAACCAAGAUUGGCGAGGCCGUCAAGACCGGUCUGGUCGACAACGAGACACUCGGAUACUUCCUAGCCCGCAUUCAGCAGUUCCUGCUCAAAAUCGGUGCCGACCCCAAGAAGAUUCGCUUCAGGCAACAUAUGGCGAACGAGAUGGCCCACUACGCCGCAGACUGCUGGGACGCUGAGCUACUCACCUCGUACGGCUGGAUUGAGUGUGUCGGCUGUGCCGACCGAAGCGCGUACGAUUUGACUGUCCACAUGAAGAAGACAGGUGCACCUCUGGUUGUCCGUGAGCCCAGAAAGGAGCCCCUCAAGGUCGAGGAGUGGGUUUGCGACAUUGAGAAGAAGAAGUUCGGUCCCAAGUUCAAGAAAGACGGCAAGACCGUAGAGAACGCCAUUGAGGCUCUUACACAAGACCUGCGCGAGAAGCUGUCUCUAGACCUCGAGAAAGAGGGCAAGAUCGUCAUCGAUGUCCCCGGUGUUGGUGAUGGCAAGGUAGAGGUGCCCAAGGAGCUCAUCACCAUUGAGAAGCGCACAAGAGUGGAGAACGUCAGGGAAUACACACCUAACGUCAUCGAGCCGUCUUUCGGUAUCGGCCGCAUUGUCUACGCUCUCUGCGAACACGUUUACUGGACUCGUGAGCAAGAUGAAGCUCGUGGUAUUCUGUCAUUCCCUCCUACUGUUGCACCUACCAAGGCGCUCAUCGUGCCGUUGAGCUCGCAUAGCGACUUCAAGCCUUUCGUACGAACACUGAGCGACAGGCUGCAAGAGUUCGGCGUUUCCACUCGCGUCGAUGAUUCUGGCGCAUCUAUUGGUAAGCGCUACUCGCGUAACGAUGAGCUCGGUACCCCUCUGGGUAUUACGAUUGACUUCCAGUCCGUCAAGGACAACACGUUCACAUUGCGCGACCGUGAUUCGACAGAGCAGGUUCGCGCUGGUCUCGAUGAAAUCACCACCGCCAUUACUAACCUCGUCAACGGCAAGGAGCAGUGGUCAGACGUGGCUGCGCGCCUGCCCAAGUUUGAGGGUCAGGAGGUCGAUGCCUAG